AUGAGCUCUGUCAAGCCGUUCAAGAUCUCCGUUCCUGAUUCACAGCUUGAAAUACUGCGCAAGAAGCUUGAAGUUACCACCUUUCCGGAUGAACUAGAUGAGUCCAAAUGGGACUUGGGCGCACCGUUGGAUGAUAUAAAGCGCCUAACAGAGUACUGGAAGGAAAAAUUCGACUGGCGCGAAAAGGAGAGAUGGCUUAAUGAGCAGAUGUCUCACUUUACGACCGAUGUUGAGGUAGCAGGAUUCGACAAGCUAAACAUACACUUUGUUCACCACAGAAGCAAUGUAGCCGGUGCAAUUCCUCUACUAUUUCUCCAUGGCUGUAAGUUUCCAGAUAUACAGCUCACGUCUUUCCAAGCGCAAACUAAUACAUUUCUAGGGCCAGGGAGUUUCCUUGAAGUCUCAAAGCUGUUGCCUCUGUUGACGGCUGGAAGUGAGAGCCAUCCUGCCUUCCACGUAGUGGCACCAUCUCUCCCCAACUUUGGUUUCUCAGAGGGAGUUAAGAAGAAUUUCCCUCUAAUGGUCAAGCAGAGAGGUUUUGGCCUUGCACAGUACGCGGAAGCAAUGAAUGCGGUGAUGAUGGCAUUGGGGUAUGAGGAAUAUGGUAGGCUACCCCUAUUAAUAAGAUCUAUUGCCUCAAGAGUACAAGCUUAUAUUCUUCUCUGCCAUAUAGUGGUUCAAGGAGGAGACUGGGGUGGUGUCAUUUCACGUAUCAUGGCGAAGCGUUAUCCUUCACAUGUGAGAGCAGUGCAUGUAAACUUUGUUAUCCUUUCACUCCCGUAUCCAUGGAAAAGCCCAAUACUCUUCCUUAAAUCCCUUCUUACAAUUCCCUUCUCGCGCAAGGACCAAGCCAAACUCGCUGUAUCCCAGAAUUACGCCACGCAGGGCAAUGGGUAUAUGGCUCAACAAGGCUCUCGUCCUCAAACACUCGGGUAUAGUCUCCAUGACAGUCCAGUAGGCCUGUUAGCUUGGAUAUACGAGAAAUUACAUGCCUGGACAGACUCUUAUGCCUGGACGGAAGAUGAAGUCUUGACAUGGGCUUCAAUAUACCUCUUCUCUCGUGCAGGGCCUGCAGCAUCAACUCGAAUCUACUACGAAUUCAACAAUGCUCCUCCCGGGCCCGGAAACUUUUCUAGUCAAGAGGUAGUCAGCUGCUAUUCUCCCGAUGUGAAAUUCGCUAUUGCACAUUUCCCUCGUGAGAUUCUUGCAUUUCCCAUGCUAUGGUGCCGUUCAAUUGGAGACGUAGUGAGAGAGUCUGAAUUUGAUAAAGGUGGCCAUUUUGCUGCCUGGGAGGUUCCAGAUGUUUUGGCAGCAGAUAUCCAGGGGUUCCUUGGGAAGGAAGGCCAGGCAUACGGUAUAGUUUCUAGAGCAGAUGGAUAUUAA
Messenger RNA from Trichophyton benhamiae CBS 112371, 1383 nucleotides. Its product is annotated as epoxide hydrolase, putative. The transcript is spliced from 2 exons. Gene Ontology annotation, biological process: epoxide metabolic process. The record is from RefSeq and is a predicted model, not a curated record. Gene Ontology annotation, molecular function: epoxide hydrolase activity. The coding region runs from base 1 to 1383 and encodes 460 amino acids. Lineage: Eukaryota; Fungi; Ascomycota; Eurotiomycetes; Onygenales; Arthrodermataceae.